UGGCAAAGGAGGGGACAUUAUGACAUUACGGCUUGUCUUGCAACCUUUGCUCACUAGGUUUCUUUAUUUUGGCAAAAGGAGUGGAAGAGGAAGGACACAAAAGAACGAUGGGCCAGUGGAGCUGCAUCAUCUCUGUGGCAUUUUUUCUCUUUGAAGCUUUCAUCAGAGAUGUGCAUGCUGCUACUCUGUCUGAUGUUGGGGGACAAAAAAGCUCACAGAGGCAUCUUCUGAUGGAGGAAGACUAUCCUCCCUACAGCACCAACAGUUCACAGAAUGCAAGUGCAACCAACCCAGACACAAGCCCAAAGACGCUGGAGUGGUCCUAUUUGGCGGCGGCACUGGGCACGCUCCUCACCCUGUCGCUCCUCAUCGUGAUGGCUGUCAAGUGUCGCAUUUUCCACCGCUUUCUGGCCAGCUACAGGCACUCCCUCCUCCAGGAGGCUGACGGGACCAGCCAGUACGGGCAAGAGGAGGUGUAUUUCCCCAACAGCGUGUCCGGCCGACUCGGGGUGGUUGGACGGACCCAGAGUAGGCCCGAUGAAGACGACGACGGCUUCAUUGAGGACAACUACAUCCAGACCUGCGAGAAGGACAGGGCAGACAGAGAGAGGCAGGUAGAGGAGGGUGGGAUGGAGGAAGACAGCGACGAAGAGCUUCACUUCAGUAUAGGCUGAUUAGAUGAAGUUUAGAUGAAAAAAACAAAACAAACACAUGGUUCACUAAUGAAUGAGAGAGAUGCAGAGAGAUUUUGGGGCAGUGAAGAAGAAACUCAGAACAUUUCUGAGUUGAGAGCUCUUAAAAUGAAUCAAUACAAAGAAAUGCUGAGAGGAGAAAAUACUUUUUUUUUAAGUUAGAAUCUGUCCUCUUUUUAUUUUUAUUUUUUUAUCUCAAUAUAACCUGAAUAUAAGAGUUUCCUCUGCACAGCAGGUGUAUGAUGUUUGUUUCAAGCUUCUUGGAUGUUUAAAUACACAGUGGGUUCCAACCACAAAAGCCUUUUCGGAUGAGAUAACGGCAAAGAAUGAAAUUAUAUUACACUGAGAUAAAAGUCGACUGCACCUUGCUGAUCAACAUUUGAUUCGCCAAUUCCACGUAUGAAAAUCUAUGAAACUUUUACCUCACAUAUUAAAUACGUUUCUUACACUGAUAUCAUGUUAUGUAUGUACAUUGUAUGUCCAGCAAGAAUCCUAGAAAACUGGCACAUGUGGUUUUCCUCCUAACUGAGAGUAUCUGAGAGCAGAAGCCAGUAACUGGUAUAAAUAAAACAUUCACUCAUUCACUUACCUUUGGUCCACUUAAUUAUGUUUUGGAUGUGGUCUGAAUACUGUGUGUAGUAAUGAAUGAUUUCACUGAACGUGCACUUCAUGAAUAAAUUCAUCAGUCCUGAAA
Molecule: messenger RNA, 1386 nt
Organism: Mugil cephalus (flathead mullet)
Lineage: Eukaryota; Metazoa; Chordata; Actinopteri; Mugiliformes; Mugilidae
Product: leucine-rich repeat-containing protein 19-like
Exons: 3
Coding region: 108-674 (188 amino acids)
Source: RefSeq, a predicted model, not a curated record